CUGGACUAUAUCACAUUUAUUGCUACUAAUAGUUAAACUUUUAUACUUCUCGGUAGCGAGGGUAGAGAAGGUCAGGUAUGCUCUCGUUGCUUGAACAGAUAAUCGAAAGCGUUGUACGACGUACAUCAUCAGCGUGAAACACAUGUAAUAAGCUAAUUGCCUACGUAGGCUGUGGCCGCGACGUAUUACACGUGGCACGCGAGAUCGUUUAUCAACUGUUAGCUGCUUGUUCUAGUUAUAAAGUUCAUUAACGAUAACAGGUGGAAACCGAUGUUCCGGUUAAAUUUAGUCCUUACAGACAUCGGACACGUAUAACAUCUUUUUUCUCGUGCCUUGCGACAGUUUGGUCACACUCGUGGUCGAAAAAACAAGUCUUGGUGUUUACGUGAUUAAUAUUAUGUAUUUUGUUGAGAUCAAGGAACCAUAUUAAGUACCUAAACUUCUGACUGUCCACAAAAUGACACACAAAGUAAAAACCUUGAAAGAAGCAGUCGCGCCUGUUACCUUCCUCAAUUGUAUAUUCUGCAUGGGAAUAUUUGAGAUACCUGCGAAUCGUCCACGAUUUCUUCUAAGUGCCGUCUAUGUCGUCUCGAUGUUGACUGGUUACUUCUUUGUACUUUAUCAGGGAAUAGUAAUCUUCAAAAGAAAAUUCGGCUACACUUACGUACUAUUUUAUUUUGUCUUGACGAUCAAUGUCAUGGUUGCCAUUUUGGCGAUAAUUUUGUUCUGGCGGAAAUCCGAGAAUGUACAUAACUUAAUUAAGAGAUGCAGCAUGGCAGAUGUCACUAUAGAAGCAUUGGGUAUAAAAAGAGAAUACCAGAAAAUUUUUCGUCAGAAUAUAUACCUUAUAAUUUUCUGGAUAGCAGGAAUGAUAUUGUUAAUUUUCAUGUAUUCAAUAUGGAUGUAUCGUGAUAUCGAAAUUAUACAAGCCUGUUAUGUCAAUAUGUGCUUUUGCAUUCCGAUAAUGAUAAAUUCUAUAGUGGAUACCACCUUCAUUACAUUUCUCAAGUGUAUUCAAAGAAAAUUUCGGAAUAUAAAUAUUCUUCUUAAUAAUAUAGUACAGUGUGCAAAUAAGUCAAAUGUCUUCAAGAUCCCUGCUGAGCAGGAUAAAACAUGUAUUGCAACUAUCAGAGCACAGUAUAAAAAUCAGAAAGAUAAAAUACUACAUCUCAUACAGACGUUGAGGCAUCUACACUUAGAAAGUACGAAAAUAGCACGACAAAUAAAUAAAACUUAUUGUAUGCAACUUUUGCUCGAAUUAGCGGUCCAUUUUGCAAUAGUGACUGCAACUUGUUACUCUUUGUAUAUCUCACUUUCUGGUCUUAAUCACAACUUUACAGUCACCAACGAUAAGAUCAUCGCCAUGUUCGUCUGGGGAUGCAUCUACUCAAGCAAAAUUAUAAUAGUAAAUGACAUUUGCACGAGAGUCUCAGAGGAGGCAUAUAAAACUGGAGAAAUUGUGCAAUCUUUUGAGGGAUCCGGUCUUGAUAAUGAUAUGAGAGAAGAAAUUCAUCAGUUUACGCAACAAAUAGUACUUCAGUCAUUAAACUUUACUGCUGCCGGUUUCUUUACAAUUAAUAAUAGUUUUACUGGCAAGUUCUUUGCUACAGUCACGACAUACGUGGUUAUUUUAAUACAAAUGGACACACCGACAUGAUACGACAAAAUACGACAUGGCACAAUGAUUCAAGCGCAAGAUGAUGAUCAACAAUGCUAUCUGUCAAUUCUCAUCAAUCUGGAAGAAGGAGAAUUUAGAAAUUUAAUAAAUUUUUUAAAUUUUUUCUCACGCUUUGAAAUUAAUUGAGAAUUGAGGUAUUCUAAAUGUGUUACAAUGUACAUGUUCAAGUCAAUCCAAAACUUACCAUUACAAACAUGAGUAAUAACCGUUUUAUAAUUUUGCCUUUUUCUUAUAAAAUCUUCCUUAUGAUGCUAAAAAUCGAUUAGCUAAAAUGUAAUACGUAUUAUAAAAGAAUAAUUAUAAUAAUGAUAAUGUAUAAUGAUAAUAAUC
Ooceraea biroi (clonal raider ant) is the source of this 2008-nucleotide messenger RNA. Its product is annotated as gustatory and pheromone receptor 32a. NCBI's taxonomy places the organism in Eukaryota, Metazoa, Arthropoda, Insecta, Hymenoptera, Formicidae. Gene Ontology annotation, biological process: male courtship behavior; chemosensory behavior; sensory perception of taste. The record is from RefSeq and is a predicted model, not a curated record. Gene Ontology annotation, cellular component: axon; membrane; dendrite.